Molecule: messenger RNA, 1675 nt
Organism: Andrographis paniculata
Lineage: Eukaryota; Viridiplantae; Streptophyta; Magnoliopsida; Lamiales; Acanthaceae
Product: IQ domain-containing protein IQM3-like
Exons: 9
Coding region: 81-1463 (460 amino acids)
Source: RefSeq, a predicted model, not a curated record
ACAGCAACCACUCCACUGGGUAGAGUGGAUAGCUGCCUUUGAUUCUUGGAACCACUCACCAUUGAUCUGUUCGGUCUCUUAUGGAGGUUGAAGCUCACCCCGUUACGACUACCACUAUGGCUACCUUUUCCUUCAAAAACAGUUCUGAGUUUCUGAAGCCUGACUCCUCGGUGGAGGUGACUGACCAAGUGGCUGAAUGGGAAGCCGCCGGUGUUCCGUUGAGUCCUGCAGCUAAUUCGGCCGGAUGUCCCUAUUCGGCGGCAAUGAAAGUUCAGAAAGUUUAUCGGAGUUACCGUACUCGGCGCAUGUUAGCGGAUUGCGCUGUGGUUGCUGAAGAACUUUGGUGGCAUGUUUUAGAUUCUGCCCGAUUGAAUCAGAGUACAAUCUCGUUUUUCAACUACUUGAAGCGAGAGACAGCGGCGUCGCGGUGGAAUCGUGUCGGCCUGAAUGCUUCCAAGGUGGGGAAAGGUUUGUCUCAAGAUGCCAAGGCAAAAAAGCUGGCUUUUCAACAUUGGAUUGAAGCUAUUGAUCCGAGGCACCGUUACGGGCACAACUUACGCUUAUAUUAUGAAGAGUGGUGCAGAACAGAUGCUGGCCAACCCUUCUUCUACUGGUUAGAUGUUGGAGAUGGUAGAGAUGUUGAUCUUAUAGAGUGCCCAAGAGCAAAGCUUCGUCAACAAUCUAUCAAGUAUCUUGGACCAAAUGAGAGAGAGCACUAUGAAUAUGUUGUUGUUGAUGGAAUAAUUUUGCACAAGUUAACUGGCAAAGUUCUUAGUACAUUGCCGGGAUCAAAAUGGAUUUUUGUGAUGAGCACCUCUAUGAGACUCUACAUUGGAGAGAAAAAGAAAGGAUUGUUCCAUCAUUCUAGCUUUCUUGCUGGAGGAGCUACGUUAGCCGCUGGAAGGCUCGUAGCAGACGAAGGGGUACUUAAGUGUGUCUCAGCUUACAGCGGCCACUAUAAGCCAACAGAUGAUAACCUCGAUUGCUUUCUUAAAGUCCUCAAAAACAAUGGAAUCAACCUCGAUGAAGUAGAGAUACGCAAGGCAAACGACGACUAUGACACCUACGAUACUCAAAGUGUAUCUUCUACAGAUCUGGCAGCAUCUGAAGUUUCAAUAACAUCAGAUUCUGUAAUAUCCACUGAAGAUGAGAGCCUGCAUUCUGAAAAAACUCAACCUUCUAAGCCGGAGGUUAGAGUCGAGUACAAGAGGACCCUGUCUGGUGGCCUCCAUAGUCCCAAAACAGAUGUACCAAGGAAAGCCAUACUGCAUAGGAUCAACUCCAAGAAAGCUACAAAAUCAUACCAAUUGGGCAAUCAGCUCUCCAUCAAAUGGUCCACCGGUGCUGGCCCAAGAAUUGGUUGUAUUGCCGACUACCCGGUGGAGUUGAGGCUACAAGCAUUGGAGCUCACCAACCUAUCUCCAAGAUCUUACACUCCAACCAAGAUUCCGGCGCCAUACUAACAUCACCAGCUGCUUGAUGAUUCCGUCGUUGAAAAGAGAUCGAUGAUAAUAAGGCAUACGAUUGGACCUUGGUUUCUGACCAUCUUGCUGCUGUAUGUUGGCCUUUUUAUUCUGCUUCUUUAGCAUGUAUAGGUACUUCUACUAUCCUUCUUUAGCAUGUAGUUCUUGUCUUGUUGUUCUUGAGCAAAUAAUAGAUCCAAGUCCCGUUUUAA